Rhinocladiella mackenziei CBS 650.93 is the source of this 5214-nucleotide messenger RNA. RefSeq lists its product as uncharacterized. The transcript is spliced from 5 exons. The coding region runs from base 1 to 5214 and encodes 1737 amino acids. Gene Ontology annotation, molecular function: ATP binding; ATP hydrolysis activity. The record is from RefSeq and is a predicted model, not a curated record. NCBI's taxonomy places the organism in Eukaryota, Fungi, Ascomycota, Eurotiomycetes, Chaetothyriales, Herpotrichiellaceae. Gene Ontology annotation, cellular component: Smc5-Smc6 complex. Gene Ontology annotation, biological process: double-strand break repair via homologous recombination.
AUGGCGGGAGGUCGAUCAAGGGCUCUCGACUCUGACGAUGAAGAUUCCAGACCUAAUACUCCUCUCUCGACUGCGCCCAAUGACAGCAAAAGACUGCGACGAAUAGUCGAGCCGUACGACGGAGAGGAUUCUUCAUCUGAUGAAAUAUCUGCGCCAGCUACAACUUCGGUGCCAACAUCACGCAAGUCUCAAAUGACAACUGUUGCAACGAGCAGUAUUGGACGCCAAACAGGCCACCAGCCUGGGGCUAUUGUUCGCGUCAAACUGACCAAUUUCGUCACCUACACCUCUGCAGAAUUCUUCCCCGGGCCAAAUCUCAAUAUGGUCAUUGGUCCAAAUGGCACCGGGAAAAGCACACUUGUCUGCGCAAUAUGCUUGGGAUUGGGAUGGCCACCAUCGUAUCUUGGACGCGCAAAAGAUCCCGGUGAAUUUGUGAAAUAUGGCUGCCGCGAGGCCACCAUUGAGAUUGAGCUUCAGCGAUUUCCUGACAAGCGAAACAAUCCCAUCAUUACCAGAGUCAUAAAAAGAGAGGGGAACAAGUCCGUCUACACUCUAAACGGCAGCAUGACCGCAGCCAAGGCAGUUCAGACUUUGGCAAACUCCUUCAAUAUUCAAAUUGACAAUCUAUGUCAAUUUUUGCCACAGGACAAAGUGGUGGAAUUUGCUCAAAUGAGUCCGGUUGAGCUUCUAGCCAGCACUCAACGAGCCGUCGCUGGGCCUGAAAUGACCAGAUGGCAUGAAGAUUUGAAGAAGUUGCGCUACUCCCAAUCUAACUUCAUGAAUGAAUACAAGGGUGACCAAGAUCGGCUCGCAAACUUGGAAAAUAGGCAAGAGCUGCAACGCACUGAAGUAGAGCGUAUGAGGGAGCGAGCAUUGGUGCAGAAGAGACUCGAAUGGUUCGAGGAAUGUCGUCCAGUCACUAGAUAUUUUGAUGCCAAGACCAAGUCUCGGGAAGCAAAGGCCAAAAGAUCAGCUCUCACGGCAGAACUGGCGCAGUUGAAUGCCGUGUCGGCACCGACACUCCGAAAAGUGGAUUCGAAGAAGGAGUAUGAGCUCAAAGUUCGAGCUUUGAAAACAAGAUGUGAGAAAGACUUGACUGCAAGUGAACGGGAAUGUGAUCAAAGAGCAGAAGAUGUCCGAAAGAGCCAGGACGCGGUCAAUGAUUUCAAUAACCGGAUCGCUGCGGAGAUGAAAGCAAUACCUCAGACACGUGAGGAUAUCAAACGCCUUCAGUCGAAAAUAUUGAGCCUAAAACGCAAAAAAGACCAACGACCCGAAGAAUUCGACAGUCGCGCUAUGGCUGACGAAAUACAGAGCUUAAAGAACCAACUGAGGGCGCUUGGUGAGCAGAAGGAGGAAGCAGAGCCGCGCAAAGCAAGGUUGAAAGCGCAAGGAGAGGAUCGGAGGAAAAAGAGGGACGACCUCGUGCAACAACUCAAAGGACUCGAGACCCAAACUGGGCAACAGGAGAUGAAACUGGGAACCCUGUCACGAGAGACUUUCAAAGCCUGGAAAUGGAUUCAAGACAAUCGGGAUAACUUUAAACAACACGUCUUUGGACCACCGAUCGUGGAAUGCUCCCUCAAAGAUGUUCGAAUGGCCGACGCGAUUGAAUCGCUCCUCCAAGAGAACGACUUCAAGAUCAUCACAGUCCAGAAUCAGGACGACUUCAGAUUCUUGCAAGGUAAAUUAUUCAAGGAUCUGGAGCUUCAUGAUGUCAGUCUUCGCGUGUGUUCAACUGACAACCUGGAACAAUACCGAUCGCCUCUGGCGCCGGAGGACAUGCGGAGAUUUGGAUUGAGUAGCUGGGCCUUGGAUCAUCUGGAAGGCCCUGCAACAGUUCUUGCAAUGCUCUGCAACGAGAGAAGUCUGCAUCGGUGUGGGAUCAGCUCGAGGGAGCUUAACCAACAGCAACACGAUGAGCUAGCUCAGACAGCCGUGCAGACAUACAUAGUAGGACGGAAAAGCUACCAAUUUAUUCGACGUGCGGAAUACGGGUCAGCAGGAACAUCUGCCCGGGUUCGUGAUGUGCGACCGGCUAGAAGAUGGACAGAGCAGCCUGUUGAUAUGGGCAGAAAGGCGGUCCUGCAACGCGAAAUCAGCGAAAUAGAUGGCGAGACUCAAAUAAUCAAAUCCGAGUAUGAAGACGUCAAAAGACAGAUCGAUCAAAUUAAGAUGGACCAGGUACGGAUCACGAACGAGCACAACACGAAAAAGCUGGAGAAAGAUGCGAAACAACGAGCACUGAUGGAAUGGAGAGCACUUGAUCCGACGAUUCAAAACAAUGAGGAGGAGUUGAGCAAGCUACGAGAAAGAAUGGAUGGAUUUAAGGCCCGGGUUAGGAACCUCAGGGAACAAUCGGAUGCCGCUCUGUUAAAGAAGACUGAGGCCGUUAUCCAAUUUGCUUCUGCCACGAGGGAUGUCAAGCAGAAGACAGCUGGUCUGCUCGAAGCCAAAAUCAUGCACAUCGAGGCGUUGUCGGAUUUGGAAGUCUUGAAGGCACAAAACGACGAUAUUGUCCGGGCUAUCGAAGAAAAAGAACGUGAGGUGACGGAGGCAACCAGAAUACUCAAAGAAGAGUAUGAACGCGCCAAAGAGCUGAAUAAAGCCACGCAUCGCGUGAGGGCCGAAGCUGAAAAGUUGGCCGAGGAAAUAGGCGAACGUGGAUUCCUUGAGAUCGUAACCCAUGUUUGGGAAGUUCUCAAAACCGAAGAAAAUUUGGAGGCUGAGAUUGAUGUUGAGAGAGCUAAGUUGGAAUUAACCGAAGGCGGGAGUGCCAGCGUCAUCAAAGAAUUCGAAGAUCGAGCGAAGAUGAUCGAAAGAUUGCAGGAGAAAGUCCAGGAUGCCAAUGCACGCCGGGCAGAUUUUCAACACGGUAUUCAAGAGAUACGAAGGAAGUGGGAAGGUCGACUGGAAGAGGUUGUUGCAAGAAUCAACGAUGCAUUUUCAGACUCGUUUGCCCGGAUUGGAUGUGCUGGCCAGGUUGCCAUCUAUAAGGCAUCAUCUGAUAAUCCUGCAGAUUGCACGGAAGAAAACGGUGGAGUGGACAAUGGGCUUGAUUUUGCAAACUGGGCACUCCACAUCAGCGUCAAGUUCCGUGACCAGGAACCCCUGAGCUUACUCGAUAGCCACCGACAGUCCGGCGGUGAAAGAGCAGUCAGCACCAUCUUCUACCUCAUGGCCCUUCAGAGUUUGAGCCGAGCUCCUUUCCGUGUUGUGGACGAAAUCAAUCAAGGCAUGGAUCCUCGAAAUGAACGUAUGGUUCACGGAAGAAUGGUCGAUAUUGCAGCAGAUGACGGAGGCAGCCAAUAUUUCCUCAUCACACCAAAGCUGCUCAGUGGAUUGAAGUACAGACGGGGUAUGACAGUUUUGUGCAUUGUCAGUGGCGAGGACAUCCCACCAGCAAGAGAGCGAGACGAGAAUGGCGAAUGGGUGGACGGGCCGAAGAUCGACUUUCGACUAUUGGCCGCAAAGGCGAGGGAGCUGGGAUUUGGAAACGUUGCCGAUGGCAAGAGACUCGACUCAGGGAUAGUGAUGACCCAAAGCUUUGAGAGUGCAAGUAGAGCUGUUCCCACCCACAUUACAACGUGGGAAUGGGCUUUUGAGACAAAAGAGUAUUCGCCUUUGUACAAGUCAUCGAGCAUAACUUUGGGCGGAUAUGUCAAUGCUGUCACCAAGGAGAGACUCGAUUGGGCUGAGGUGAAAACGAAGGCCACCCAGUUAAGUACUGCGUUGAUCAAAAGGUAUGGAUUGAAACCGGGUGAGACGGUAUCCUUGUUCAGCACGAAUACCAUUUGGUAUCCUGUAGCUUUGUGGGCUGUUAUUAGAGCAGGCGGAAGAGUUAACGGAGCUUCGCCCGCCUACAACGUCGAGGAAAUGACUUAUGCGCUGAAAAUUGCUCGGUCGAAGAUCCUGAUCACCCUACCAGGAUCGUUGAGAGUGGCACUGGCGGCGGCGGACAACGUCGGCAUUCCACGAAGCCACGUCUUCCUAUUGGAAGGCAAGGCUGAAGGGCUCACAAGUAUACAAGAUCUUAUAAAGCUUGGGACCAAGUAUACGCCCGACCCACCGUAUCGGAUACCCCAAGGCCAAACGAAUAAAGAUGUCUGCGGAUAUCUGAAUUUUAGCAGUGGGACCACUGGGCUUCCUAAAGCGGAUCCUGGCCGUGAUGCCUUUAUUUCACAGUACGUGUUCCAAUCCCUUCGACCAAUCCACCUUCACGAUUACUCACCUAGCACCUCCCUGAUUCCAGUCACCGGUCUCGUCCGCUUCUGCACGUACCCUAUCUUCAUGAAUGGCGACAGCGUCAUGCUUCCCUCUUUCACGAUGGAGUCAAUGCUCCGGGCGAUCUGCGAGUUUCAGAUCAAAGAACUCAUCCUGGUCCCUCCCAUUAUCAUCCGGCUGGUCCGAGACAAGAUUGUGGAUAACUUUGACCUACGACAUGUCGAGCGCUGGUCCUCGGGCUCUGCGCCAAUAUCGCCGGAAAUUAUUGCCUUGCUCCAGAAGAAAUUUCCUUGGACGGGUUUUCGUCAGGGUUACGGCGCCACCGAGUCCACAGCUUGCAUCUCCGCACAUCCGCCUACUCAUUAUGAUUACCGGUAUGCCACGACCGGGGGGAUGUUGGUCGCCAAUACGGUUGCCAAAGUGAUUGAUUUGACCACAGGUGAAGAACUAGGUGCCAACCAGACGGGUGAGAUUCUUGCCCGGGGCCCCCAGAUUGCCAUGGGAUAUCUGGACAAUCCAACAGCAACAGCGGAGACAUUUGAUUCCGAAGGAUUCUUUCACACGGGUGACGUGGGGCAUUUCGACUCCGACGGCUUGAUUCAUAUCGAAGACCGUAUCAAGGAGAUGAUCAAGGUGAAAGGCUUGCAAGUGCCGCCGGCGGAAUUGGAGGACCUUCUACUCGGGCAUCCCGACGUGGAGGAUUGUGCAGUGCUGGGCAUUCCUGACGAAUAUGCGGGUGAAAGACCCAAGGCCUACAUUGUGCUGAAGCAGGGUGUCAGUGAAAGCGAAGAGAUGGGCAGGCAAUUGCUAAAGUUUGUGAGAGAAAGGAAAGUGAGAUAUAAAUGGAUUGUCGAGGUAGAGUUCACAACCCAGGUUCCCAAGAGUCCGACGGGGAAGCUCCUAAGAAGGGUGCUGAAGGUGAGAGACAAAGAGCAGGGAAGUGGACGUGGAUUGAAGGUGAGGGACGAUACACAGAGGGCCAGGCUGUGA